GACAAGACCAGAGCACUGAGAGAUAUUAGGUAUUGAUGUAACUGGAGUGAAUAAGGGAACCUUCUUCCUGAGCACAGACAUCGGAGCCUGUUAUCAGCAUGAACUCAUAUGUGUUAGACAAACAUGUGAAUAGUUCAUAUCCAUCCUUCACUACAGGAAGCAUCAAAAUGAUACCGCAAACUCCAAUAGUCUUAGACACCAAUGACUAUUCACAAACAUUGGGGAUAUCACAGCAGAUGUUUAAUGGAGAUGGUGAUUUGGCAGGAACUGGGCAGCAAUCAUUAUGUACAGAGAGUAAUUUAGUCAUCAAACAAGAGGACAACAUUUAUGCCUUAUCUAGUGAAAUUAUUAUCCCUGAGGACAAACCACACACAUUUAGUGAGUUUUCAAAACAUAGUAAAGAAGGGAAAAGUCUACAGUCUAGCCAAAUGAUUCAUACAAAGGAGGAACCUUUCAAAUCUACAGAAUGUGAGAAAAGCUUUAGAUGGAAAUCUCCUCUACUAGAACACCACAAAAUUCACACAGAUGAGAAACCACACACAUGUAUUGAGUGUGGCAAAUAUUUCACGCAAAUUAAUUAUCUGAAAACUCAUAAAAAGAUUCACACAGGAGAAAAGCCUUUCACAUGUACAGAGUGUGGAAAAAGUUUUACACAAAAGAGUAAUCUGAAAACUCAUGAAAGGAUUCACACAGGAGAAAAGCCUUUCACAUGUACAGAGUGUGGAAAAAGUUUUACAGGAAAGAGUAAACUGAAAACUCAUGAAAGGAUUCACACAGGGGUAAAGCCUUUCACAUGUACAGAGUGUGGAAAAAGUUUUACAGGAAAGAGUUAUCUGAAAACUCAUGAAAGGAUUCACACAGGGGAAAAGCCUUUCACAUGUACAGAGUGUGGAAAAAGUUUUUCAGAAAAGAGUUGUCUGAAAUAUCAUGAAAUGAUUCACACAGGAGAAAAGCCUUUCACAUGUACAGAGUGUGGAAAAAGUUUUACAGGAAAGAGUAAUCUGAAAAAGCAUGAAAGGAGUCACACAGGAGAAAAGCCUUUCACAUGUACAGAGUGUGGAAAAUGUUUUACACUAAAGAGUGAUCUGAAAACUCAUGAAAGGAUUCACACAGGAGAAAAGCCUUUCAUAUGUACAGAGUGUGGGAAAAGUUUUACAGGAAAGAGUUAUCUGAAAAAGCAUGAAAGGAGUCACACAGGAGAAAAGCAUUUCACAUGUAAAGAGUGUGGAAAAAGUUUUACACACAUGAAUAAUCUGAAAACUCAUGAACGGAUUCACACAGGAGAAAAACCGUUCACAUGUACAGAGUGUGGAAAAAGUUUUACAGAAAAGAGUCAACUGAAAAUACAUGAAAGAAUUCACACAGGAGAAAAACCUUUCACAUGUACAUGUGGAAAAAGUUUUACAAAUAUGAGUAAUCUGAAAACUCAUGAAAUGAUUCACAAGGGAAGAAACCUUUCACAUGUUUAGAACGUGGAAAAAAUGUUUUUUAUUGAAAUCAGGUAUCACAGAACAGCAAAUAUUUACACACAAAUAAACUUUAUAUACACAGUGUACAAACCUUUUUACAAUUAUCCUAAAGAGGACAAACUCUUUAAAUAGAUGCAUCAUAGAGGAUCCUAUUGUAAAUAAUACUUUCUAAAUCCCAGUUAUCAAAGCUCCAGAUUGGAAGUGCUCUCCUGCUGCCCUUUGUUCCUCUAUAUAUGUGCACCUCAGUUUCUAUCAUAUCAAUGUGAUAGAAUACAAAUACCACAUAGGAAUAUACAGAUCUGUCCUACUGACCAGUUUACACAGCCAUUCACCACCAAAGCACACCCAGUGUUGUUUAUUAAUAUGCCAGUGUUAGGAGUUGUACGUUUGAUUUACAUAGGGGAGGAAAUAAUUACAUUUACAGAAUAAAGGAGUCUUUAUAUGAAUAGAGUGUUAGAUAAUUAUAUAAUCAAGAACAUCAGUCUCAAAUGAUUGAUAUAUGGGAGAUAUAUUUAAUGUGCACAUCAUGUGGAUAAACCUUUUCUUAUAGCAAUAGAUGCUUAGCAUUGUACAUGUUAUAUACCAGAGGAAUUACUGAUGGGAAAACUAUUUUAUUUAAUGAGACACAAUAUCAGUAACCGGUACAUAGGUGAUCAUAAUCAGUUUAAUUUAAAUGGCUACUAUAACCUACAUGUAUACUGGGUAUGUAAUAUGUAUGUCAUGUUCUGUAACUUGAUAUUAUGUCAGAUGUUUUCAUGUUAGUUAGAAGCCACAAGAACUGAUAAUAGCACAUACUGUAUAUAUAAAGGGAACAUUAUAUGUCUGAUAAAUCUCUUUGUAUCAAGAGCACAAGUGUUAGGUAUAUUUAUACCAUUGUGUGCAUAUAUCAUGUAAUGCUGCUUUUUACUAUAUAAUGAUAUACAAUGUUUUUUCAUGCAAAUAAAAUGUGAUUGUAAUCCA
Molecule: messenger RNA, 2429 nt
Organism: Bombina bombina (fire-bellied toad)
Lineage: Eukaryota; Metazoa; Chordata; Amphibia; Anura; Bombinatoridae
Product: gastrula zinc finger protein XlCGF26.1-like
Exons: 2
Coding region: 99-1469 (456 amino acids)
Source: RefSeq, a predicted model, not a curated record